CCUGGACUUUCCGGUCGAAUCAAGAUGAAGCGCUCGGCCCCUGAAACGAGUACAAUCGCAGAGCCACAGGCUACACGUCGUCGUCAGGAUCCAGUGUCCUGUGGAGUGUGCCGCCGGAAGAAGCUGAAAUGCUCCCGCACGUUUCCAUGUUCGAACUGCGUAUCGCGCGGGUUGAAUUGUGAGCCUCCUGAGGCUAUGCCACGAGUGUCAGGUCAAGCAAGAAGCAGCUCAGUCGUACCUUCCGACAACUCGGUCUUAGCACAAGUAUUGGAGCGACUUCAAAAACUUGAAAACAUUGUUCUGGCGAAUGGCAAUGAGAUGCGCCGAGAUAAAACGCAAGCCGGACCUGAACCUCUACUGACCAUGCACGAGGACGUUGUACAGAAUGAUAUAUUUCAUGCCAUUAGUAGAUCUGAUUCAUCACCACAAGCCAAUGUCGAGCGACAACGCGAAGACGAAUUUCGCUCUACAGACAUCACUGCGUCGCGGCGAAUAGAUGCUGUCGAUAAUCAAGGUGAAUUCCUAUUCACUUCUGCCGGAGUGUCGGAGAUCGCAUUCGACCUCAAUCUCGAGGAUCCGAUCCUGACCAAUAUUUCCGUGAAAGGCAGCAGAGUUGUUCGCCGCAUCUGUUUGCCUGCCAGGGAAGAAGCCAAUAUCCUCUUCCAGUCGUACGACAAGUCACUCGGGUCAUGGUACCACAUCUAUCACAGGCAGACGGUUGAAGCUUUGAUUGACGAGACCUACUGUCGAAUCGUCCGUGGCCAGGCUCCUAGUCUCUCACACGCUGCUCUUCUGUUAAGCAUCUUCGUCAGCGGAGCAUACUUCCAAGCACUCGCUGAAUGGCCGGAGAGUGUGUUUCCUGGUUCACAAGAAGCCAACCGAUUAUCCACGAGUUGGAAACAAAACGCCCUCGACAUCCUAGACCACCUCGAGCGUACCACAACCACUUCGAUUGAACAGCUGCAGGCUACUAUCAUCAUGUCUUUGAUGAUGCAAAACUUUGAAGGGCUUUCCAAGAAGUUUUGGCUGCUCCACUGUACUUCAAUAACUCUCGCUAAGGACUUGUCCAUACACGUGUUGGACCUUCCAUCCAGGGUCAAGCCAGGAAACAAGAUCGAGGGCGAGGUAAAGAGAAGGAUCUGGUGGUAUCUCGCAACCACGGAUUGGCUGCUGGGGAGCAUGCCCAGCCCACAGGAAGGUACCUAUAGCAUUCAUCCAAGACAUGCCCAUGUGAAUCGACCCAUGAAUAUCAACGACGAUGAGCUUCUCCACGAAGAGGAAACCAGCGACAAGCCGCUCACUGAACCGACCGAGAUGUCAUACUUUUUGGUCAGGACGGUUGGAGGAGAAAUGUGCCGUAUCCUGGCUGAUCUCGUCCACCCACUAGCCUCUGGCGUCAACAGCGUCGAUUACGACGAAAUUGUCGCUCUCGAGAAACGGACUGCAGGACUGAAAGACGACCUACCUUUCUAUUUUCAACUUGACGAAGAGAGUCGCCGACGAACAGAGCCAUAUCUCAGCAAGUAUCCACAGCUGGCGACGCAGAAGUAUCUCCUACAGCAAGGGCUUCAUUGCCAUCGGAGCAGAAUUCAUCGACCAUUCCUUAUUCGUGGAUCGACGAACGCAAGGUUCAAUGUCUCGCGGACAGCAUGUCUGGAAUCUGUCCGGAAGUGUAUCGAGAUCUGUCGACUAUUGCGUCAUGAGAAGAGAGACGCGGUGCUCCCAAUCACGAGGCUCAACUUCGUCCUAUACCACAUCUUCAUGGCGGCACUUACGCUGGCGCUUGAUCUGUGUUUCAACAAAUCGGCUAGCGAAGCAGAAGACCAGAGUCGAAGAGCGGAGCUCAAGGAGGCAUGCUCGAUGCUGCAAGAGUCUAGGACGGAGAUGCCGGCUGCCAACCGUUUCAUUACUGCACUGAUGGACUUAUUGCGCAAGCAUAAGAUCCAGCUGCAAGACGCUAGACCGAAGAACCAGUACCUGACACCGUCUGAAUCUACAGCGACGCCAGCUGUGCAGCCCACUGGUAUGGUAAUUGUUCCUCCUGCUCAGAACGAGGUAGCUCAGUCGCAUGGGCCGCCGGAGUGGAAUACUUCACUCGAUCCGGUUCCGGACCUUGAGCUUGACAAGCUGUGGGAAGAAUUCAUCAACAUGGCUCCUGGAUCAAGCGCCUCAGGGUGGGAUGACCUUCUGGCCGACUUCGAUCAAGCAAGUCUGUUUAUAGGCGUAUGAUUGUGUGUUUGUCCUUCUCCAACUCUUGUAGUCUUAUUCUCAUGGAUAGCGCUGAGGUACUCGAGGUUGACUGUUGGGAUUCCGAGUUAUGUCUUUGGCAAAGGUGUCACAUGUCGUGGCGUAGCAGCUGUGCAAUGCUGUGUGAUCUCCUCUUCUAUGCGAAGCACUGUUACACUUUGCAGCUGUCUCGAGACACAAGCCUUUCUGAAUCUGAAGCAGUGCCACCGGAAUCGUCUCUUCUGCAGAUUCCACUCCAAGUCCGUUGAUAUGAGAUAUAGCCGUGC
This is a messenger RNA of Aureobasidium subglaciale EXF-2481, 2513 nucleotides long. RefSeq lists its product as uncharacterized. Gene Ontology annotation, molecular function: DNA binding; DNA-binding transcription factor activity, RNA polymerase II-specific; zinc ion binding. The record is from RefSeq and is a predicted model, not a curated record. The coding region runs from base 25 to 2229 and encodes 734 amino acids. NCBI's taxonomy places the organism in Eukaryota, Fungi, Ascomycota, Dothideomycetes, Dothideales, Saccotheciaceae. Gene Ontology annotation, biological process: DNA-templated transcription; regulation of DNA-templated transcription. The transcript is spliced from 4 exons.